Molecule: messenger RNA, 894 nt
Organism: Suillus paluster
Lineage: Eukaryota; Fungi; Basidiomycota; Agaricomycetes; Boletales; Suillaceae
Product: carbohydrate esterase family 4 protein
Exons: 13
Coding region: 1-894 (297 amino acids)
Biological process (GO): carbohydrate metabolic process
Molecular function (GO): hydrolase activity, acting on carbon-nitrogen (but not peptide) bonds
Source: RefSeq, a predicted model, not a curated record
AUGGCUAGAAAAGUUCUCAUUGGAUUCGGUGUAGAUGUUGAUGCUGUGGCUGGCUGGCUUGGAUCCUAUGGAGGUGAAGACUCUCCAUUGGAUAUUUCACGAGGAAUGUACGCGGGAGAAGUUGGAGUGCCUCGCCUUCUCAAGCUAUUUGAUAAGUAUAAUAUCAAAACAACCUGGUUUAUCCCCGGUCAUAGCUUGGAGACGUUCCCAAAGCAAAUGGAAGCAGUUCGAGAUGCUGGUCAUGAAAUAGGCCUUCAUGGAUAUUCACAUGAGAACCCUGUCUCUAUGACUCUGGAGCAACAGCGGGACAUUUUGGACUACACCUACAAGCUUCUUACCGAUUUCAACCAUGGCGUUCCUCCAAAGGGCAGCGUCGCUCCGUGGUGGGAAACCAGCAAGGAGGGAACGACGUUGUUGCUGGAAAAGGGUAUUGAAUAUGACCACUCCAAUAUGUCUCACGACUCCCAGACAUAUUACCUUCGUGACGAAGAUACCUGGACGAAGAUCGAUUAUAAGGCGCAAGCUCAUACGUGGAUGAAGCCAUUGCAGCGGGGUAAGGAGACUGGGCUCGUCGAGAUUCCUGCUAACUGGUUCAUUAAGUCGAGCUCAAACUCGCAUGGUUGGGUCAAUACUCGAGAUGUCGAGCAACUUUGGAAAGACACAUUCACUUACCUGUAUAGAGAGGAGGAGAACUUCGUAUUCCCCAUCACGAUCCACCCAGACGUCAGCGGUCGUCCACACGUGCUUCUUAUGCUGGAGCGUUUCAUCGAAUGGGUCAAUACCCACGAUAAUGUGCACUGGGUAACCCUAUACGGGAUGGCUCAAGAUUUCAGAGCCAAAAGAAAUCCAGCACCAGGUGCCGUAAUGCCUAAGGGCUUCACGAAGUGUCUGUGA